Messenger RNA from Pelodiscus sinensis (Chinese soft-shelled turtle), 3275 nucleotides. RefSeq names its product ethanolamine-phosphate phospho-lyase (gene ETNPPL). The record is from RefSeq and is a predicted model, not a curated record. Lineage: Eukaryota; Metazoa; Chordata; Testudines; Trionychidae. Gene Ontology annotation, molecular function: pyridoxal phosphate binding; transaminase activity; ethanolamine-phosphate phospho-lyase activity. Gene Ontology annotation, cellular component: mitochondrion.
AGCAGGGGAGGGGUUUGGCAGGAGGCAGAGCCGAGGAAGGGAUAAAAGGAAGAUGAGACUUAGCAGCACCAGGCGCCUGGGACAAGAGCAGCCUCUGGCGGGAGCAGCCGGGGCAGGGGGCCAGGAUGAGCGAGCUGUACAGCAAGGCGGAGACCCUGACGCUGAGGAGGAAGCACAUCGGACCAUCAUGCAAAGUUUUCUUUGCUAAGGACCCUAUCAAGAUAGUGCGAGCUCAGGGGCAGUACAUGUAUGAUGAGAGAGGAGAAAAAUACCUAGAUUGCAUCAACAACGUUGCACAUGUUGGUCACAGCCAUCCAGAUGUGAUCAAGGCUGCAGUGAAACAGAUGGAAUUGCUCAACACUAAUUCCCGCUUCCUGCAUGACAAUCUGGUCCAGUAUGCUAAGCGCCUCACAGCUACCCUGCCAGAGAAACUCUCCGUUUGUUAUUUUGUUAACUCUGGAUCUGAAGCCAAUGACCUUGCCUUAAGAUUGGCUCGGCAAUAUCACGGAUACCAAGAUGUGAUCACCCUUGACCAUGCUUACCAUGGUCAUGUUUCUUCUCUGAUUGACAUUAGUCCAUAUAAAUUUAAUCAACUGGGGAAGGAAGGCAAGAAAGAAUUUGUUCAUGUGGCUCCUUCUCCAGAUAUCUACAGAGGAAAAUACAGGGAUGAUCAUCCAGAUCCAGCAAGUGCUUAUGCAGAUGAUGUGAAAAAGAUUAUUGAAGAAGUUGAGAAGAAGGGGGGCAAGAUUGCGGCCUUUAUUGCUGAAUCCAUGCAGAGUUGCGGAGGCCAAAUAAUUCCACCUGCAGGCUACUUCCAGAAAGUGGCAGAAUAUGUGCAUAAGGCAGGUGGCAUCUUCAUAGCAGAUGAAGUCCAGGUUGGUUUUGGUCGAGUUGGGAAACAUUUUUGGGCUUUCCAGCUACAAGGCAAAGACUUUGUACCUGACAUUGUCACCAUGGGAAAGCCAAUUGGCAAUGGCCAUCCAAUGUCUUGCGUGGUUACAACAAGAGAGAUUGCUGAAGCCUUCGGUGCCUCUGGAUUGGAGUAUUUCAACACGUUUGGAGGCAAUCCAGUGUCCUGUGCUAUUGGCCUGGCUGUACUUGAUGUAAUUGAAAAAGAAGAUCUCCAAGGAAAUGCCGUACGAGUAGGGAAAUAUCUAACAGAGCUGCUGAACAAACAAAAAGAAAAACAUCCCUUAGUAGGAGAUGUUCGGGGUGUUGGUUUGUUUGUUGGAGUCGAUCUGGUAAAGGAUCAGCAAAAGAGAACACCUGCCACAGCUGAAGCCCAGCAUAUCAUCUACAAGUUGAAAGAACAGCGGAUCCUUCUGAGUGCAGAUGGACCCUACAGAAACAUUCUGAAAUUUAAACCACCCAUGUGCUUCACUGUGGAAGAUGCAAAGUUUGUAGUGGACCAAAUUGAUGAACUCCUGACAGCUUUGGAAGAAGCAACUGGAGUCAGGGCAGGAAAUGAAAGAUCUACAUCUGCACAACAUAUAAGAAAAAUGACUAACGAAGGGAAUUCCGAGUCAGACUGUAUUAGUGAAAGCAUCAACCAUAUCAACGGAACUGCCUGCAGACAAAAAAAUGACUUGUACACUGAUAACUGUGCAAUGCCAUGCAAAAGGAUCAGAACAUGAAAGGAGUUUUCUUUAGACCAGUCUAUAUAAAGAAAAAAAAAAAGGAUGAGAGUAUGUGUGCAAGUAUGAUACUGAUUAUUCAGGGUCCAAUCCUGCCUUCCUUACAAGAGCAAGACUCCAUUGAGUUUUACUGGCAGUCCUUUUCACCUACACAAGGACUGCAGGAUCAGGCCUUUAAUUUAACCAGAGACAUUUGUGCUAAAUGAAGUUCUGAUUUUUAAGCUUUCUUAAGUCAUAUUUAGGCCUGGUAUAAACAGAUGCAACUCCACUGAAAUGCAUGGAUUUGCUCUUGUUUACAUAAGGGCUGAAUUUGGCACCUUUGUGCUUAAUAAGUAUGAAAUCAUAGCAUCAAUCCUACCAAAUCCUUGUUGGAUAUGCAUUACACAUUUUACUGUAUUUGAAAUUUCAGUAUGCAUUACUGAGAUGUUAAUUACUUUCCAUGUUCUAAUGGAUCAGUUUACAACACAAAGCUUGAGAGACAAUUCACACUGGAAGAUGUAGGGCCUACAGACCAGGUCCUUGGCUGAUAUAAAUUGGCAUAGCUGUAAUGGAGAAAAGAGCUUUGCCAAAUUUAUAACCACUAAGAAUUGAGGUGCGUGAAUAUAAUUAUAUAAACUCAACAUGUCUGUUAAAAUUCUCACUUAGUAUUUAGAGAUGAAACAGAGUUUAGAUCAUAGUUUUUUUACAUAGAAAGUGACUAUAAUUUAUUAAACUUUUAAUCUUGGGUAAGUGGCAAUCUUCCCAGUAAAAAUGACUGUAAAGAGAAUCUGUUUAAGACAAAAGGCAUCUUUCUGUGAACAACAAGUGCAGGAAGAUUUUAAAAAUCAAUUGCUUUAGACUUAGGCUAGGAUGAAAAUGAGAUUUCCAGGGGUAGUCCUGAUGUGUAGUCUUAUCAUUUUAACCAUUUGUUGUAUUAGUUUAGUACAAAAUUUGGUCUGAUCCUUUGAAGAGCAGAAUGCCAUCUACUUCCAGGGAAGAUACUCAACAAACAUUGAGGGUGCCCUGCAACUGGCAGGAUUGGGAACUCGUACAUAGAACAUUUGUUCCCUUUUAGCAAUGUGAGUUCCCCGGAAUAGAGCAUGACACACAGAAUAAACAGAUCAGGCUCUAUUCUUACUGAAGCCCUUCCUACAUGGGUAUGUGUGGGAGGAGAAUCCAGAGGAGCUCAGUUCACUUCCCUAAUUCACCUCAGCUUAAGCACUUUGGACUUGUUGCACAGCUAGAGGCAGAAAAACAUGGACCUUGCAUUGCACAGUGCAAGUGUUAAAGUUGGGUCAGGGCUCUUAACUGCCACAAUUUUAAUGCAUGUGCAAGUGGGCUUUAUGGAAUUAAUUGAGGACUUUUAAAAUGACGUAUUUACUUUAACAAAGAAUAUGGCUUUCCAAUUUUCAUUUACUGAGUCUUGCUGCUUUAUCUUUGCUGUAAAUGACUUAUCAUUAAUUGCAUGUGAAGCCUAAAUCUAACAGGUGCUGCUAUUUCUAGUCAGUCUUAUCUAGUUUUAUGCCUUCAACCAUUAUGUUAUAUUGGUAUUUUCUGUAUGAACUCUUCUGGUAACAUCAAGCCAGCUUGUUAUCCGCUCAGUGGUCUCUGGUUAUUUCAAACAUUGAAAUAUUUUUAACCAUAAAGACUUUCUGCACUCUG